Messenger RNA from Symbiodinium natans, 249 nucleotides. The record is from the annotation of a GenBank genome assembly. NCBI's taxonomy places the organism in Eukaryota, Dinophyceae, Suessiales, Symbiodiniaceae.
AUGGCUGCCGGCGGGGCGGGCGUUCCUGCCACAGCUGUUCUCAACCGGCGACCACGGCCCAACAUCUACGAGCUGCCUGACGCCUCUCGUGAUGUGCUAGGUGAGUACACGGCCACCUUGGCCACGCCGGUGCGUGAGGCCACGCGUCAGUCGGCGCAAUACUUGCAGGCACAGAAAAGACGGGGCUUUUCCAUGGCGUUCUUGUUUUGGUUGGGGGCCCUUCAUGAUGAGACGAUUUGCAGCCGGUAG